UUUAUCUCCUAUUUCACUAACACUAUCGCAGCCAACAAAAUUUUCAUAAUGAAUAAAGCAACCCAUGUUAUCAACCCAGAUGAUGAAGUGUUAAUAAUAUUGCGCAAUGCAAAUGACUCUUUUGCAGUUUGGGAUGAAAUGCCUUCCUUCUCUCUUCCUGAAUCUAAUCACGGCCGCCACAGCAAUAGUGAUACUGAAGCUCGGAAUGAGCAUGUGGAUAGCUCAUGCUUAACUCAAAAAGAGAAAAGAAAGAGAAAAAAAACGAGAAAACAAAAGGCAAAUAAAGGGAAGUUUGGCAAUCUCGGUGCUCCCAGUUCAACUCUCCAAAAAAAUUUUAACAGCACUUCACAGCCUAUUGAAGAACCACCUGUUGAAGAACCACCUGUUGAAGAACCACCUGUUGAAGAACCACCUGUUGAAGAACCACCUGUUGAAGAACCACCUGUUGAAGAACCACCUGUUGAAGAACCACCUGUUGAAGAACCACCUGUUGAAGUACCAUCUGUUGAAGAAUCUAUGAAGAACAUGUCCCUUAUUAUCCAAUCAGAUGAAACAUCGAAUCAUCUCUUUCUUGAUGCAUCAAAUGUAGAGAACGAGAACCGCAAUCUCGACGUUACACAGAUAUACUGUGAUCACGACUCACCAGAAGAUUGCUAUCGCAUUCAAGUUUCUGCGAAGCAUUUGACCCUUGCGUCUCCUGUUUUCAAAAAAACAUUUACUGGUGGAUGGAAAGAGAGUGUCAAUUUUCUCGAAUCCUGCUCAGUUGAGAUAACAAUGGACGGUUGGGAUCUUGAGGCACUUUUAAUUCUGCUCAGGAUUAUUCAUUGUCAACAUUAUAUCGUACCUCGAAAGCUAGGACUUGAGCUACUCGCCAAAGUCGCUGUCCUAUCAGAUUAUUACGACUGCCAAGCUGCCGUGAAAUUUUUCACUGAUAUAUGGGUUGCUCCUCUAGAAGACACCAUUCCUAAGUUUUACACGCGUGAUUUAAUAUUGUGGGUGUGGAUCUCCUGGUUUUUUGAGCUUCCGAAACAGUUUAAGGAGGCGACAUCAGUUGCCAUGUCAUAGAGCACCGGCUCUAUUAUUGAUUUGGGACUUCCGAUCCCAAAUCGAGUUUUGGAAACGAUGAACGACUUCAGACAAAAAGCCAUCGAAAACAGAAUUACUCAACUUCACGAAAGGCGUGAAAGCUUUUUAAAAGGCGAUCGAGGAUGUGGCUUUGAGUGCAGUUCGAUUAUGUUCGGGGCCCUCACAAAGCAUAUGCACUCAAAUAAUUUACUUUCACCAAGACCAGUCGCUUCAUUCAAAGAACUGAACUAUAGAGAUCUUAUAGACAAACUGCUCUCACUUCAAGAACCCCGAUGGUUCAGUUCUCUCUCGGAAUCAUACUAUGAAAGCAUUUCUAGACAUGACUGUCAGGAUUCGGCUUUAAUAUCUCCACAUGGUGCAUUAGUUAAUAACAUGGAAGGCCUCAGUUUGUGAGUAUAUUUGUAACCUAUCAGCAAAUCAGUGAAUUAUAUGAAGAAGCGUUAAAGUUACUAAAUGCUAAUGGGCCCAUGGGACUGUU
Blastomyces gilchristii SLH14081 is the source of this 1564-nucleotide messenger RNA. RefSeq lists its product as uncharacterized. Gene Ontology annotation, molecular function: calcium ion binding. Lineage: Eukaryota; Fungi; Ascomycota; Eurotiomycetes; Onygenales; Ajellomycetaceae. The record is from RefSeq and is a predicted model, not a curated record. The transcript is spliced from 2 exons. Bases 49 to 1065 code for a protein of 338 amino acids. Gene Ontology annotation, biological process: negative regulation of protein sumoylation.